Amoebophrya sp. A120 is the source of this 2309-nucleotide messenger RNA. The record is from the annotation of a GenBank genome assembly. Lineage: Eukaryota; Dinophyceae; Syndiniales; Amoebophryaceae.
CUGAAAGAAACGCUCGAUAUCAAGAAUGUGCUAUAGUUAGAAUAACGACGCGACUCAACAAGUUGCACAGCAACACAACAGCGACAGAGGACGCGAGCUAUUUCGAAAUCUUGUCGAAAACGACUUGCAAAAUGAUGAUGGGCCGCUCUAGUGACGUGGCAGCUACGGCUGGACCUGCAGCUGCUGGUGAGAUCAGCUCAAAUAAAUUAGUAAACCCUGACCCACAGCACCGCUCGUCGAGAACACGUCCUCGGACAGCGCCCUCCUCCAGGCAAGUAUGCAGAAAUGCGCAGACGACCGCGUCUGAAGCUAAGCCCAAGAAAAGCAACUUGCAGCGGCUUCUCGAGGAGCAGCAAAUACAGCAGCAUCCUCGCCCCAGUUCCGCCUCAUCUUCUGCUAGCGCGGCAGUUUCCGUAGUAAAGCCGUCUUUCGACGCACCAGACGCAGAAAUUAGCUGUAGUGCGAGUUCUUUCUCAUCUUCGACGACCCGUAGCUGCAAUAGGGGUUUCAUUCCGCUUCCAAAGAGAAAUAAUAAAGGUCACCUUGCCAUCGCGAACAGUGCGAGUGGUGCUGCUGGUGCUGGGCAACAACCAACCAGGACGAGUUCCUCAUCCACCUCCAUGAGCACUGUCUCCUCUGUGGUCCCUACCUUAGCACCGCCUUGUUGCACCCCUCCAGCACGACCGCUGCUCGCCACGGAAAAUCACCAGCAGCAAGGCCAUCACUCACUCGUUAAGACGGAGCUGACGGUGCAGCAGCACGACGAGGACAUUGCGCACCUGAAUCACGCGCUCGACCAGCAGCUCUCGGACGCAAGGAUGUGCCUCCGGCUCGAUGCGGAGCGGGCGAAAACGGAGAGUUUGUCCGCAGAGAUGCGGAUUUCUUACGACGUCGCGGUGGAGAAAGUGAAACAGACCUACGAGGGCAAGUCGCAGAAGCAAAAACUUGCUUUUGACAAGAAAGUCGCCGGGCUCGAGGUCGAGUUGCAGGCCGUGAAAGACAAGGAAAAGCUGCAGUCCACGACGACAAUACCAUUGUUGGAAGCAGAAAUCGACCGACUCCGGCACCAAUUUGAGGAAGAGAAAAAAGCGCAUAGUCACACUGAGGAAAGGCUGCAGCAGCAGCUUUGUCACGAGCGAAGCAAGCACCAAGAGGAGAAGGCUCGACUGGAAAACGAGAAAAAACGACUGCAAGACACGAAUGUGGAAACCUACAAGCAGGAUCAGAAGAUCAUGCGGCGCUGCUUCGAGCAGGAAUACGACAAGAAGGUGCAACUCAUGGAGGGAGUGCUCGUCGAGAAAUUUCAUCGCCUAAUCUACGACAAGGAGAGGCAGGAAGAAGUCUACCUGCAAGAGCGCAAGCAGCUGCAAUGCGAGAAGGACGGGCUGGAAACCGAAAAAGCAAAACUUUUGGCGGUUGUCGAAAAGCUGAAGGCACGAUCUGCCUUUCUUGGAGAAGACAGAAAAAGUGGUGGAACAGAGAAGGGCGACGUCACCCGACAGCUUCGGGAAGACAAUCCUCCCCAGGAGAGAAGGCCUUGUCUCAAGACCACGGCCGAUCGGGAACAUAUGGAGACGACGGGCGGUUCUUGCGCGCAGGAUUGGCGGCUCGCUGGUGGUGGUGGAGAAGCUGCAGCAAAUUUCACACAGCAGGGAGAAGAAGAAGACUUUCGCCGGUCUGCUGAGAUGCAGCUGGUCGCAUCCAGCUCGCAGGACAAUCAGAAUCCAAGAGAAGUGCGCGUCAUUAGCGAAUACUCCGUUGCGGCACCCCUCGAAGAUUUUUCUGACGAAAACCGCGACGACGUUACAAUGGGCACAACUACCGUCGAAGUAGCUGGGAACGACCUGUUGCUGUCGAGACAUAACGAAAACCAGCAAGCGCAGGCGGAGAUCUUGAAAAGUCGCGAAGGCCUGAUUCGAAAACAAGACCACAUGACGCCGACAGACCAUCAGCACGAGCGCGAAAGCGUCGAACUUUUGCGCAAGCGGAAGUAUGUCGUUUUUGAAGUUGCACCAAGCUCGUCUGUUGAUCGUGAAGAUGAAGGUGAAAACUCCCACGAAAAAGAAGGAGGGAAAGGGCUGGAACAAAGAGAGCGUCCAGAACAAGCUUUUUCUACGUUGGAGCAAGAGGAGGCCGAUUUGGAAGCACUGUGCACGGCUGCAAAAAUUCAAUGCGUAACCGAAGAGGAGCUGGCGAUGCGAGAGAAAGUGCGCUCUGUCAUCGAUCAGAAGAAUCAAGUGAUUCUUUGCCUCAAAGUUGAACUAGAACAAAAGAAUAAAGAUCUGCAGCGUGUGCUGGCACAAGUUUGA